Molecule: messenger RNA, 2138 nt
Organism: Carcharodon carcharias (great white shark)
Lineage: Eukaryota; Metazoa; Chordata; Chondrichthyes; Lamniformes; Lamnidae
Product: 14-3-3-like protein
Exons: 6
Coding region: 319-1116 (265 amino acids)
Biological process (GO): signal transduction
Cellular component (GO): cytoplasm
Source: RefSeq, a predicted model, not a curated record
CGUCAAGGUAGGAGAAGCGACUGGGCGGGUUUUUUUUUUCCGCUUUCCCCGGGCCAGAGCUGAUCCAUUUGAAGAUCUACUGAGCGUGAGGAAGUGACUAGAGGAGGGAGUUAAAAAAAGGGGGAAGAAUAAAGUGAACGAAAUCCUUGCCCUCCCCUGUGAAAAACACACGAGAGAGAGAGAGCAAACACCCUCUUCCUUCCCCCCCCCCCUCCCCAACACAACAACCCCCCACCCACUCACUCACUCACUCACUCACCCCACUUUCCCAGCUCACCUCGCCCUCAGCCUGGAGUUUGACCAGCCGGAGGGAGAACCAUGGAGAACGCCGAGCAGGUCAAGCAGGCCGAACAGGUCAACAGCAACCCGGAGAACGAGGAGCAGGUCCAGAGGGCCAAGCUGGCCGAGCAGGCCGAGAGGUACGAGGACAUGGCGGCUGCGAUGAAAGCGGUGACCGAGCACGGCUCCGAGCUGACGACCGAGGAGAGGAAUCUGCUCUCGGUCGCCUACAAGAACGUGGUGGGGGCCCGCAGGUCGGCCUGGAGGGUCAUCUCCAGCGUGGAGCAGAAGAGCGACACCGACGAAAAGCAACUGCAACACACCCGAAGUUACCGGGAAAAAGUGGAGUCGGAGCUGGUUGAAAUCUGCAGCGACGUCCUGGGAUUGUUGGAUAAUUACUUGAUUCCCAAAGCUGGUAAUUCUGAAAGCAAGGUCUUCUACCUGAAAAUGAAAGGAGAUUACUACCGGUACCUUGCUGAAGUUGCUUCUGGAGAGGACCGAAAAAAAACGAUAGGAAACUCUCAAACCGCCUACCAGACAGCCUUUGAAAUCAGUAAGGAACAUCUGCCUUCAACGCAUCCGAUCCGUUUGGGUCUUGCUCUUAAUUUCUCUGUAUUCUACUAUGAGAUUCUCAACUCUCCAACUGAAGCCUGUGAUCUAGCAAAAAAAGCAUUUGAUCAGGCUAUUCGAGAUCUGGAUAUUCUCCAGGAUGAUAGCUAUAAAGACAGCACCCUCAUUAUGCAGUUGCUUAGAGACAACCUUACAUUAUGGUCAAGUGAGAGUCCAGCACCAGCUGAUAAUGAAACCUGUGCAGCCGAGCCUGGAGAUAACAACUAAAUACGCAUAGGGUCCAAUUCCCAAAAUCUUCUUACACUUCUCCAUUCCUUACUGCUCCACUCAAUACCUAUAACAAUGAAAACUCAUCAGUACUGUAUGGAAAUAGCUAUGUAUGGAAAAUCUCCAAUUAGUCUUUAUAUACACACUGCUUUAAAAGAAGUUUAUUCCUUGGUUUGUGUUGGUGGUCUGCCUUCCUGGUGUGCAGCUAAUGCUGUAGAAGCAUAUAUAGUUAACUUUAUAACAUGAAUAACCUCAAUGUAGAGGUCAAUGUUAAAUAUUAUAAAGAAUUACUUGCAGUGUUUGUAUUGUGAACAUAAUUGGUAGAAAUUUGCUGCACUAGACAGUGAUUCGGUUAUGCUGCCUUUUUUUGCUUGCACCCACACUUAACCUUCUGAUGUUCUAUUCAAAUUAUCCUACUGGUAUUGGCUUGUGUUUUGCAUUGUCAACUCUUUUUUCCCCUGCACCCCCAUUCCCUUGGUGACAUGCAUUUACAAUUUACAGCAACUUGGCAUAAUAAAGCAAAGUAGCUGUUGCACACACGCCUGUAUUCUGCAGGAGGACUGUCCUUAUGUUCUGCAAUAAAAUGAUGAGUUAUUUUGUAAAGUUGAGGCUGAAGGCAUUCAAAUGUACAAUCAAGUUGAAGAUAAAGUACCUUGAUUUUGGAAUUCUAUGAAUCUUCACUUUUUUUAAAAAAAACUACAAAUACACACCUGUCCAUGUCAUUAUGGUAUUCACUUGUGUACUGUUACAGCAUGUGUUCUGCUAAAGUUUGAGGUUGUGCUUGUGAACAGUCACAAGCCUGACUUUUUGAUACACUGGAAUGGGAAAUACAACUUCCUAAUUUGUGCCCAAUAUAUCUUUUUAAAAAGCAUAGUAUUUCUUUGCAGGCUUGUACACAUGUAAGGGGGUCUUCAGUGAGAUUUGGACCACUAUAAUUACUUACCAUUUAUCAUAAUCCCCAAGCCUUGUGGAAAUGUUAAUGCCCUAUGUAACAUGAAAUAAAUGAUGUUUUGUAAACCCUA